Oncorhynchus masou masou (cherry salmon) is the source of this 2608-nucleotide messenger RNA. It is a transcript of the gene lrtm1, whose product is annotated as leucine-rich repeat and transmembrane domain-containing protein 1. The transcript has 4 exons. The record is from RefSeq and is a predicted model, not a curated record. Bases 426 to 1523 code for a protein of 365 amino acids. Gene Ontology annotation, cellular component: extracellular matrix. Lineage: Eukaryota; Metazoa; Chordata; Actinopteri; Salmoniformes; Salmonidae. Gene Ontology annotation, molecular function: protein binding.
GCUAGCUGGCAGUGGAAGCUACUGCUCUGAUCUCUCUGCUCUGAUGGGGUUUACCACCCACAGAGUCAGGGCUUGGGGUCCUGAGGGCACUGAGUGCUUCUGUCGCUGAUCCCUGACCCCAUCUAUUCCUCCCUCCCACUGGGCAUUGCUCUACCAUACCAAACCCUUACAACUUACCAACGUAGCUGUGGCUGCUAACGCAUGCUAUCCGAUGCCUAAGGAUCGAACCUCAACGAGAAGGCUAACUGGACGGCUCAUGGAUUGCUAACAGAUUGCUAAUUGGAAGCUAACCAGAACUGAACCAGAAGCACGGACUUCUAAUCAGGCUCUGGACUGCUAAAGAAUCAGUAACCAGCUUUCAGCCCCCUACGCCGCUCUCCGCUCACCCAAGGACGACUGACCUGGCCAGGGGACAAGAGGCUAAUAUGACAGCUGUUGUAGCAGUAUCUAUCCUCCUCUCCCUCCUCCUCCCUCUAUCCCUCUCCUGUCCUAAGGGUUGUGUCUGUGACGGCCGGACGAAAGUCGUCGACUGCCGAGGGCGGGGCUUAUAUGACAUCCCUCGCCAUCUCCAACCCGACACUCUAGAACUCCAUCUCCAGGACAACCGUAUCCGAGGGCUGGGUUCCAUGGCAUUCCGAGACACGCCCCUGCUGCGUGUUUUGGACCUAUCCAAUAAUUCCAUCACGUCUGUGUCUCCCUCUACACUACUCGGUCUGAGAGGGCUACAACGUCUCAGUCUGGCCAGUAAUGCCCUGAGAGAACUGGACAGAAGACUGCUAGGGCCAAUACGAUCUCUAUCACACCUAGAUCUGUCCCACAACAGUCUGACGGGUCUGCCUGGAGCUAUGGGGGAGAGCCUGAGGAACCUGUCCCAGCUAGGGCUAGCCCACAACAGGCUGCAGCGGCUGGACAAGUCCCUACUGGAGAACCUGGAGGGCCUAGGUCAUCUAAGCCUGAAAGGGAACCCCUGGAGGUGUGACUGCCAGGUCAUAGGCCUCAAACUGUGGCUGGAGACCUUCCUCUUCAGAGGUGGAGUGGUGGAUGAGGUCUCCUGCUCCAAACCAGAGGAGAUGAAGGACAAAGAUCUCCAGAAUGUUCCCUACCAGCUCUUCCAUUCCUGCAUGACCACCAGCUACAACUACCUGUUCUCCAACAUACACCACCUGGAGUCUGACAGGUCCAACAGGGGUCACACCCACGGCAACACACACGGCAAUGGCAACCCGCACGGCCCCCUGGGAAUGGGGGAGGGGUAUGGAGGAGGGGGAAGUGGUCUCCCUGAGUGCGAGCCCAAGCAGAGACCUCGCCCGGUGAACCUGCGUCAUGCCAUCGCCACGGUGAUCGUGACUGGCGUGGUGUGUGGCAUCGUGUUGAUGAUGAUGCUGGCUGCAGCGGUGUACGGCUGUGCCUACGCCGCCCUCAUGGCCAAGUACCAGCGGGAGCUGAAGAAGAGUGAGGAGACGAGUAAGGGCGAUCAUGGCAGCGCAGACGAGAAGGAACCACUGGAGAACGCUAUCGCCUAGACGAUGGGAUUGAGUGAACUGUGAACUUUAACCCACAAACUUUGAAUCUGUAACUUUGAACCCUGUACCUGAAAGUACUGUCAUAGGUGUGUGUCUGUGUGUGUGUGUGUGUGUGUGUGUGUGUGUGUGUGUGUCUGUGUGUGUGUGUGUGUGUGCGUGUGUGUGUGUGCCCUGACUUAAAACUCAAAUCUUCAGCUUAAACUUUAACCUCUAGUCCCAUGGACUAAACUGGGACCUGACCCAAAACCCAUCAUUCAUACCUGGUCUACACCUUAAGCAGAGGACAGGACAGCACAUAUCAACCGCUGCUGGAGAAAGCCAUUGCCUGUGACAGGUUUUGUUGGUAUCAAUAGUUCACCUCAUAGUGAAAGUUGUAAUGCUAUUUUCCAACACAACACCCCAUGUUGUCCCAAAACUACUAAAUGCAAAUAAGAGAACUACAGACCAUAUCUACUGAGAGUUGAAAUCCGUACAAAGUUAGCACUUCAGAAGGGAAAGAGAGAAAGGAAGCGAGAAACGUCUUGUGCAGUAUUGACCCAUCUUACAUAUCUCCACUCCUUUACUUUACAGUGAACAUGUUGUAAUGUAUCUCUCUGGAUGAUAACCAGGGAAGAAUGCUGUGGUGUGGAGCGGAGGCUUGGUACAUCAGGUGCUGUGAAUAUAAACUGGGCAAGACACAAAUCUCUACAUCUCUGUGUCUGUGGACUCCCAAAUAUAUCACAACAUAUCAAUUCCAUUUCCUCUGAGGGUAGUAAAAAUGGAUAAAAAAACAUGUUGAUAAAUGUUUUGUUUGUUGAUAGUGUAAAAUGUUAUCUUCUGAAUAAUUAGUAGUUUGAUUUAUGUUUUUUUUUGUAACCUAUUGUUCAUAUCUUUUGAUUCGGUCUAAUUUUGAAGUGCAGAUUCUUAGUAGGCAGCUACGAUGCUUUUUAAAAAUACCCUAAAUACCCUUUAGGUAAGAAACCUCUUUUGGGAGGGCGACCUGGCCAAGAGGUUUGUGUGUGUGUGUGUGUGUGUGUGUGUGUGUGUGUGUGUGUGUGUGUGUGUGUGUGUGUGUGUGUGUGUGUGUGUGUGUGUGUGUGUGUGUG